AUGCCGGUGGACGAGCCACUCGAGUACAACACGCUGAGCUACGUCUGGGGCUCCAAUGAGAAGACCAAGCUCAUCAAGAUCGGGCACUGCCUAGUGCCCAUCACGGCCAAUUUGGACCUAGCAUUGCGUCGCUUCAGGGCUCAGAGGACGAAUGGAGUGAUUUGGACGGACGCAAUCUGCAUCAACCAGGCUGACAUGACCGAGAAGGCAGCGCAAGUUACUAUGAUGCGCGACAUAUACAAAAACUCACAUAUGACUUAUAUCUAUGUCGGUGAAUAUGAGGACGACGUGCGGGUUGACCUGUUCGCGAAGCAGAUAACCUCGAAUCAGCUCGGUACAGACGAGGAGAAUAGACUUGCGGGCAUCGCGGUGCAGACUUUCAUGAAUCAACCUUGGUUCUCACGAACGUGGGUUAUUCAAGAAGUGGCCGCCAGUGCACUAUCGAUCAUCAUGUUUGGCGACACAACCAUAGAAUUCAAGCUGCUGCGGGACAGGCUCAACCUCACCACCGGGACGGCCAGCAUGCAUGAUGAUCCCUUCAUUACCUCACUUGGCCAGAUUCGCCAAACGAAACUCAUCGCCCGAAAUUUCAAGCCGGCGCACAUGGCCAACGGCCGGCGAUUCUGGUUGGAGAGGCAGUUUGGGAACCAGCCAGAGAAGCAAGAGCAGUUCAAGAAGAUUCAGGAAUACUUUGACGCCAACUUCAAGCCCUUUCCGUACCCUUUGCUUGACUUACUAGAGAGUUUCCGCAAUCGAGAAUCGACCGACCCGCGUGACAAGAUAUAUGCCCUGCUAGGACUGGCAACGGAUAUUACUUAUACGCAUGACGGAGAGACGGCGGAAAUCAAGGGUCAAAAGAAUGCUGACCCUCCUCAGCCUGACUACUCAAAGAGUGUCUCCGAUGUCUACUACGAAUACGCCUGCUUCUUCAUCGAAAGCGGUCAAUGGUGCGAUGUACUACAUUCAGCGGCUUUGAACCGUCUUGGGAAUACCAGGCUUGCGGAUCUCCCAUCCUGGGUUCCCGAUUGGACAUCAUCUAGGUCCGGCGUACAGUCAAAACGCUUCAAUGAGCUAUUUGGACAAUACUUGUAUCAUGCAGGUGGGUUGGACGGGGAGGCUCAGGUAUAUGUCGAUAGAGACAAAAAAUCUUUAUGCGUAAAUGCCGCCAUUAUAGACUCUGUGGCAUACAUUUCAGAGCCUUGGACCCUUGGUGAGCCUCGUGACGGCCUCAUCAUGCAAACUCUCGACGCCUUAAUUGCCAAUAAAGCAUACUGUCAGAAUGGAAAACAUGAGGGACCUGCACCGUUCACGAUCCGAGAUGCUAUCCUUCACAACGCCCUGAAUUUUGUCACAGAUUGUGAAGACUGUGUAAAGAACGUCCCGUUGUGGCUACAGUGCAUCGCCGUCGCCAUGGUCUUCAAGUACACUCGCUUCUCGCUCAGCAUUGCUGAUGAAUCCCGAUCUCAAUAUUUUGAGCUGUCGAAUCACUGUUGGCAGAUGUUCAGGGAAGGACAGACUGACAAUCUGAGGGAUCCGAUUGAGCAAGCCUUCCAGAAUGUAUUUGAUCCCGAGCCAUUUCUGGACUGCCCAGAGGUGAAACUCCUGCCCGACCGGGAGUACGUGCACGAGGUCAUCGCACACCGAAGAUUUUGCAUCACAGAGAAUGGUCGCAUUGGGCUUGUUCCUUUGCACGCCGAGGUUGCGGAUGUCAUAUGCAUCGUCAGAGGCGGCACAACGCCUUAUAUCAUUCGUCCUGAUGAGGAGGACUGGUGUUAUAUAGGGGACUCUUACGUCAGAGGUGUUAUGCGAGGCGAGAUGCUUCAAUCAGAAGAGUUUGAAGCGAUGAAGCUUUUUCUCAAUUAG
Molecule: messenger RNA, 1863 nt
Organism: Clonostachys rhizophaga
Lineage: Eukaryota; Fungi; Ascomycota; Sordariomycetes; Hypocreales; Bionectriaceae
Source: the annotation of a GenBank genome assembly